AUGAAACGAGCACGCCAGGACAUCGAGUCGCCUUCCUCGACUGGUCACGUGGGGCUGGCAGAUCAAGGAAGGCUGCCAAAGAUCUCGAGGAAAGUGCAUGCUUGUACGGAAUGUCAGGCGAGGAAGAUCAAGUGUGAUGUUGGGCCUGAUAAGUCUGUGUGUACGAGGUGCUCGAGGAAGAAUUUGAAAUGUAUCGUCAACAAGAGUCUCCAGUCGCUGCUGGAAGAAGGGACAGAAUGGAAAGCAAACAUGGAGGAUAACACGCAAUGUCUGCAGCGUGCCGUCGCCAAAAUUCUGAGUGUAUUGGAGCUUCCGCCUUUGGAAACGUUCACACGACAAACCAUUGUCCAAGUUGUGUCGCCUGAAGCUGUUGCCGAACGGUUGCAAGCCAACCCUGAGCCAAGAGCCUCACGCACCGCUGUUAUGGCCAUGACGAGAGAACAUUCCCUGGAACCAGAAGCGAAUAAGAUCGAUGAUGCUCUGGCCUCUGCACCUAUGGGGAGUCUGUACGAAGUCACUAAGUUGAGAAACCUAAGGAGUAAUCCUACUGCAAAUGCUGGACCUGUGGUGGUCGAGGACUUUAUAUCGAAGGGCAAAAUUUCCGAGGCCGAGGCAGAGGAGUUAUUUGGCAUAUUCAGCCGAUCGCUGAACCACUACCUAUGGGGCGGCAUUGCACUUGUUCAUGACAAUUUGGCAUCCGUCCGCCAAUCCUCCUCGCUUCUGUUGGCUGCAAUACUUACGGUGACGGCCCUGCACAUCCCAGGAAGGGGCCAGACGUUUGAUGUAUGCUAUGCAGAGUUCAUAGCACUGGUCUGUGACUCGAUGUUCGAGCGCUACCACGUUUUGGACGGGAUCCGAGGGUUAUGUAUUGGAGCAUUCUGGCUAUCCGAUGUCAGCUGGAAAUUGUCAGGACAUGCAGUAAGGAUAGCAACAGAGCUGAAUCUCCAUCAGAGCUAUUCUCGUGCUCUUAGAGGCUCUCAAGAGCACAUUGAAGGAGCCAGACUGUGGUACUUUCUCUAUGUCUGUGAUCACCACUUCAGUAUUGCAUAUGGCAGGCCGCCCGUCAUUCACGAGAAUGAAACGAUCACCCAUCACGAACGAUUCUUAGAAUUACCAACUAUAACGCAGGCGGACCUACGCCUGCAUAGCCAAGUCGCCGUCUUUCUGAUCCUGACCAAAGUUUACAAUGCGUUUGGACCAGAUAUUGAGCAAGUCCUUUCCGAACAAGACCUCGUCCGACUUCGUCACUUCAAUGUCGACCUGGACUCUUGGAGAAUCAAAUGGGAGCCCCUUCUGGCACCGAACACAUAUGUUGCUUCAUACCCCGCUAAAGGCGUAAUCCUCCAUUUAAAUUUUGGCAAGCUACAGGUGGGCUCAUUGGCGCUCCGAGGAAUCAAACAACCCGCAGAACUUACGCAAGACCGAAGAGAACUUGCGGGAACAGCUGUACAUUGUGCAUUGGGAAUCCUCCAAAUGGUAUUGGAAGACACAGACGUGCGAAACUCAGUUGUUGGAGUUCCGAUCUAUCUCUCGACUAUGAUAACGUACUCAACGGUAUUUCUGCUCAAAGUGCAGCAGAAAUGGGGAGCAUUCAAGCUUGGGACAGAUCCAGUUCUGGUUCGAGAUCUUGUCACAAGGACGAUUAGUCUCUUGAGCGAAGUAAGAGCCGGCGAGCGACAUUUAACAGGCCACAUAGCAGCUGGUCUCACCAAAAUGCUGGAUCGAUAUACGGCAUGGGAAAACCACGGCCAUAACAACCCAUCAAAUGUCCAAAGGCACAACGAAGCAAAGCAAGAAAACAGCCAUCUUGACCCAGCCAUGUUUGAUUUUCCAGUUGACUACUCAACAUUUGGCAUGUUCGACAGCUCGCUUCCUCUGUACGAUCAGAAUUAUUUCCCGAUGGGCUUCUUCGAUGUCAUGGCGCCCACUUUUGAUGCAGGAAAUGGGCAUUGA
Molecule: messenger RNA, 1953 nt
Organism: Cadophora gregata
Lineage: Eukaryota; Fungi; Ascomycota; Leotiomycetes; Helotiales; Ploettnerulaceae
Exons: 3
Coding region: 1-1953 (650 amino acids)
Biological process (GO): regulation of DNA-templated transcription; DNA-templated transcription
Molecular function (GO): DNA binding; zinc ion binding; DNA-binding transcription factor activity, RNA polymerase II-specific
Source: RefSeq, a predicted model, not a curated record